CCUCUCGUCCCUCCCUGGCUGUUCCUGUGUUCCCCUCCCUUCUCCCCCACGGCGGGUGGUGCUGACCCUCUGUCCCUUGGUGUCUCAGCAGGACAGACAUGGGGACGUGGAUCCUGCUGCUGUUCUGCUGGGCCCUGCUGGGAGCAGCCAGCGCUGAGCCUCCCAAGGAGCACGACCCCUUUAACUACGACUAUAAAUCCCUGAGAAUUGGAGGCCUCAUAUUUGCCGUCAUCCUCUUUCUGCUGGGAAUCCUCAUCAUCCUCAGUCGACGCUGCCGUUGCAAAUUUAACCAGCAACAAAGGACUGGUGAGCCAGACGAGGAGGAAGGGCCUCUCCGAAGCUCCAUUCGCCGUUUGUCCACCCGGAUGAGAUAGGCGGGCCCAGAGGCUGGUCUCCCCAAGGCGCAGACCCCUCCCUGGAUAUGAAGAGUGACCCCCUCUUCCCCCGUCCCAUGCUGCAUAGCCGUAGCACUUAGCCUAGACCAGGCCCCCGCGCUCUGAUCGCAGCCUGCAGAAUCUGAGCCAGCCAGCAGGGGGCAGUAGGGACACACACACCCAACAGGUCUGAUCCCCUCCAACAGGGGGCAGUAGGGACACACACACACACACACACACACACACACACAGCAGGUCUGAGUCCCUCCAACAGGGGGCAGCCGGGACACACACAGAGCGCAGGGCUUGUCCCCUCCAGCAGGGGGUGGCAGGGAUGGACAGACAGACACACACACCUGGCAGGUCUGAUCUCCUCCAGCAGGGACACACAGAGCAGGGCCUGUCCCCAGCAGCAGGGGGACCCCCCCACACUCUAGGGGUGCUGCCUUUGUGGGCUCUGGGCAGCGGUGCCAAGAGCCCUGUGUAUGAGGGGUGCAGGGAGGGGUGACUGUGGGGGGCGGCUAGGGUGACCAGAUGUCCCGAUUUUAUAGGGACAGUCCCGAU
Molecule: messenger RNA, 938 nt
Organism: Terrapene triunguis (Three-toed box turtle)
Lineage: Eukaryota; Metazoa; Chordata; Testudines; Emydidae
Product: phospholemman-like
Exons: 7
Coding region: 99-374 (91 amino acids)
Biological process (GO): regulation of sodium ion transmembrane transporter activity; monoatomic ion transport
Cellular component (GO): membrane
Molecular function (GO): sodium channel regulator activity
Source: RefSeq, a predicted model, not a curated record